Molecule: messenger RNA, 1599 nt
Organism: Postia placenta MAD-698-R-SB12
Lineage: Eukaryota; Fungi; Basidiomycota; Agaricomycetes; Polyporales; Adustoporiaceae
Exons: 13
Coding region: 1-1599 (532 amino acids)
Molecular function (GO): oxidoreductase activity, acting on paired donors, with incorporation or reduction of molecular oxygen; iron ion binding; monooxygenase activity
Source: RefSeq, a predicted model, not a curated record
AUGAGUAUCUCAAGUGCCCUCGAGCAGCUACAUUCCAAAUCCUGGGAUAUUCUCACCAUUCUAGCUGCCGCUGUGUUAUAUCUCGCAUGUGUUCGAUUGAUUGUGCCAAAGAAUAAACGUCUUCCGCCAGGACCUCAAGGGAUCCCGUUCCUUGGCAGCCUGCAACUCAUUCCCCGUCCGCACCAGUUUAAGACCUUCACGGAAUGGGGCAGUAAUUACGGCGAUGUGGUGUACGCCAGACUGUGCCGGAAACAUUUUGUGAUCUUGAACUCUCUGCGAGCCGCUCAAGACCUGAUGGAAAAGAGAGGCGCCAUAUACUCCGACCGCCCGGAGUUUGUACUGUUCAACAACAUCUACGAAUGGAAGCCAAUCCUGUCAAUACUCCCUUUCGGCGACGACUGGCGGCAUCAAAGGCGGUGGAUGCAGGAUGCGCUGCAAACUCGCAAUGUUCUGCUUAGUUACCGUCCUCUUCAGAGAAGCGGUGUGGACAAGCUCAUCGCUAGAUUGGCGACUUCCCCGGACUCUUUCUUAAGUCACAUUAAGAGAUACGCGAGCAGCUUCACCUUGGAGGUUGGAUACUCUCUAGAUGAAUCAUUUGCGGAAGACAAGUUCGCUCCCGUAGCGGAAGAAGCAAUGGAGGCUAUCUUCCAGUCAGGAAGCUUCGUUGCAUCUUCCCUCGACUUUUUCCCUUUCCUCCAGUACAUUCCCGGCUGGAUUCCUGGAGUUGGUUCCAAACGCCUUGUCUCACAUGUCAGAGGUGCGAUCCGCCAGAUGAUGGAGCUCCCUUUCGAUACUGUGCGCAAGAACUCGGGCUCUGGGACGUCGAAACCGUGCUUCGCUACCAGUCUGAUAGACGAGAAGUUCAAUGGGAGGAUGACCGCACAUGAGGAAGAGUUAGUCAAGGGUGCCGUAUCUACUUUAUGGAUUGCUGGCGCCGAGACGACUGCGCUUGUCCUCACAACGUUCAUUCUCGCGAUGCUCGUGCAUCCUGAUGCUUUUGCGAGAUUGCAAGAAGAAAUAGAUUCUGUCACUGGCGGCGAGCGGCUUCCAGAGUUCGAAGGCAGGAAGGAUAUGCCGUACCUUGAGUGCGUGCUUAUGGAAGUGUAUCGAUGGAAUCCACCUCUGCCGCUAGGCAUAUAUUUGAACUCGUGUGUCUCUCAUCGACUCAUUCAGGAUGAUGUAUAUCGAGAUUACUUCAUACCUCGAGGAUCCACCAUCGUACCGAAUACCUGGGCUAUGUCGCGGGACCCAGCUAUAUAUUCUGAUCCAGACGCCUUCCGUCCUGAGAGAUUUGAAGGCAUGGACCCCACAGCGCUCAAUAGCGCGGAUCCAAAGAAGUAUGUCUUCGGAUUUGGCCGACGUAUUUGUUCUGGCCGUGCAGUGGCCGACCUCAAUUUCUGGCUUGCGGCAGCAAGCAUUGCAGCUACUAUGAACAUAUGCAAAGCUACCGAUGCUGCCGGGAAUGAAAUUGAACCUAUUGUGUCCUUCAUCACUGGCAGCACGAGUUUCCCCCGGAAGUUCGCAUGCAACAUACAUCCGCGUUCUUCGCUUGCAGCGGAGCUUGCAGCUCAGAUGAAUUUGACUGAAUCCCAUUCAUGA